UUUUAAGUGGCAACUGUAACCAUUCGUGGGCAUUUAUAAUUUAUUGUCUGAAUCACUGCUAUUCAACCGUGCGAUUUAAGACAAACUUGGACUGGCCAAACUGCCAUGCCUUUUCUCUGCCAUGCUGAUAAACACCAGCACUAUAGCUCGCUAGCUAACUUGCUAACGUGGACAGCUAGCUAGCGAAUGCUUAGGUAACUGUCUUACCUAACAAUAUACUUGAAGAAAGAGUACAUUUUGAUUAAUCUUCCCGCUAUUAAUCGUAAUCCACAACAAUUAACUGGACGAGAUCCAAUUAAGAAAAUUGAAGAAAGAUGCCAGCAGCACUAAACCUCAGCAACGAGGUGGUCAAAAUGAGGGCCGAGGUGAAGAGGGUCAAGGUGUUGGUUCGCCGGAAGCUCACGAGACAGAUUGCAGCUCUGAAGAGAAAGAAAGGAACGCAGGCUGACUUGGAGAGAUAUCAGAGGCGUGCUGCGCGCUUGCUUGAGGAGAUGCAUGAGCUAAAGGCCCUUGCUCCGGACAACAUCACCAAGACAGCCCUGCAGCAGGACAUCAGCUUCCAGAAGGUGUGCCAGAACAAAGCUGCGAGCCUGUCAGAACGCGCCACUGCUCGCGUUGCCACACACCCAGACUUCAGCAGGAGAAUCCAGAGCCUCAAGGAUGCUGUCAAAGCUUUCAGUGCCGAAAGGCUGAAUGCUGUGGAGGCCCAGACAACAGCUGAGCUGGAAUCUGGAGGCAGUGUCCUGCAGCUGAACGAUUCCGAGCUCGAGAGUGAUGGUGAUGAGGGGUUGAAGGAAGAGCUCAUAAAAGGGAAGAACAAGGAGCAUGAGGGAGAUGAUGUGCAGGGAUUCAAUAAAAUGAUCAAUCAGGAUCAGUGUGUUUCAGUCACAACAAAAGAGAAAUCCUUAGAGGCAGACAUCAUACCCACUGAGGUGGUAAGGAUGAGGAAACAAGUGAAGAAAUUGAGGAUGCUGCUUAUUCAUAAGGUGACCCAGAAGAUUACCAGCCUGAGGAGGGAGAAGGACAAAGAUCUGAAAGUCAAUCAGCAAUGCAUAACAAGUCUUCAAAAGGAAGUCCAGGUUUUGAGGGAUCUUUUACCUGACCAUGUUACUAUAACAGCGCUUCAGGGGAAAAUGGAUCUUGAAUAUGUUCUGCAGGACCCAAAGUCCAGCUCGCUGGAGAGAGCCACUGCCCAGAUUGCCACACAUCCACGCUUUGUCAAGAAGCUUCAGGAUGUCCGUAAGGCCAUUGAAGAGGAAAGGACAAAGGUGGCAUCAGCUAAGCAAAGAAAUGUGGGCAAGGAGGAUUUCAGUGAAGUGAAAAAGGAUGAAGAUAGCGAUGGUGAGGAGGAGGAGGAGGAGGAGGUUGAAGAUAAGGCUGAUGAGGAUAUGAUGGUUACUGAUGACAGUGAUGACGACGACGACGACAAAACAGAAGAUAAAAGAAAGAAAGAUCAACCCUUGAAGGAUGAAGUAAUUAAAAACUAUAAUGCUAUAAAGCUGUCAGAAGAUACCAAACUGCAUACUGUGAACGAGACAGCAGCCUCAAUAUCAAAAGAAGGAGUGACUGAAAAAGAUGUAGAGAGUUCAGUCCAUCUAAAAAGUGAUUCUGAAAUAGCUGUUACAGUGGGCGUUGUCAAGAGCAUGCAUUGUCAAGAAACACCAGUGAUGAGUGCACCACCACCAGGAAGAAAUGAACUCAUAACUGAGACCAAGAAGCCAGAGAACAGAGGUAGCAAGGAAGAGAAUGACUCAGAUCUGUCAGAUGGUGAAGAAGAGAGAGAAUAUUUUGAUGACAGUACCGAAGAGCGUUUCCACAAGCAGUCUUCUCAGUCCGAGGAGAGCGAUGAUGAUGAUUUCUUCCUUGGCAAAGUGAGCAAACUUAAGAAAAAGAAAAGUGAUGGAGCAGCUGAGAAGGAGAAAAAGAGCGACCCUACCAAGGUAGCCAGAUUGCAGAAAGCUAAGGAGGCCGGUGAUGCACGUCAAGAAUUCAAAAUGCAAUCAGUAUUCUGUUCCACCCUGUCCAAAUCUAGUGAUGCCUAUCAGAAGGGGAAAGACUGUAAUUCAAAGCCACUGCGCUUACAGAACCAGAAAAAAUGUUCUGAUGGUAAUGCAAAACCAACUUGGUUCAAAAGCCAAGACCCCAGGAAUGACAGAAGGCGUGUAGCCUUUAAUAAACUGGCAGCUGGACCCAAAGGUCCUGGUCCAGGGACGAGGAUUACCACAGAAGCACGGUUUGGGAGGAAUCCAGCCCAGGGUAGUAAAGGUGGACCUGGUAAGGUUAACCGUCCCCAACAUUCCCAGCAAACGCUGCAUCCCUCGUGGGAAGCCAGCAGAAAGAGGAAAGAGCAGCAGGCGCAAAUCACAGGUUUCCAGGGGAAAAAGAUUAAAUUUGAUGACAAUUAAAAUUGAUGAUGAUAAUAUGUUUCAAGUUUUACCUCCCACACCCACAAAGGACCUAUGGGUUUCUAGUGGUGUCUUCUAUAUGUUAAGGCAUCAGAAAGAAAUACAAAAAUGUCUACAUAAAGAGAUUCCUUCUGUACUAAUGCAGACAUCAAAAACAAGUCAGUUAUUUGCUUUCAACACAUUUUUCUAAUUAGGAAUAAUAGUCCUUAAAUCAUAUUAACAUAUUAAUAUGUUAAGGCUGUUUAUGGAGCUUUGUUUGCAGUUGUUUGUGUGUAUGCAAAAUAAAAUGUAUGUAAUGUGUUUUCAUUGUAUUUCUGCUAGAUGUGAAGACCAAAGUGUUACUCAGGACCAUUUACUCCACUGUUGUAUAUGUGGUUACAAUAUUAUGUACUUUUUUCUAGAACAUGCUUAUAAUCAUUUAAAUAGGUUGAGGUUGGCCACAGAUGGAAGAUAACAUCGAUAGUCAUAGAAUAAAGUAGUCAAGGAAUCAGUGUCAUUGCCCAGCAUCAGAGGUUAAGAUCAUUGUCUUAUGAUUAUUAUGGCUCAGAGACAGUAAGUGUUUGUGCUGGCUUUACAAGUUAUUACUAUUAAUGACCAUUUUAAAAAUGAUAUGGUACCCUUGGUUAGUUAUUUUUAAGAUGGAGUAAUAUAUAAAAUAAUUAACAUUACAAUUCUACAACAAUAAGGAUCACUGUUUAAAUCAUUUAUUGCUAUUUAAUUUUUUUUUUUUUUUUUUUUUUUUUUUUUUUUUUUUUUUUUUUUUUUUGCGAUUGCUUACAGACUUGUUGCAUAAUUUGGUUCAGUGUAACAAAAUUUCACACAAUCCAGAGAAGAUACUUGGAGAUAAACAUCUUACUUCUGUGUAAAAAUGAAAGUACAAUCAAAACCAAACAAUCCUGCAAUUUCUGCAAUAAAUCACUAUCAUUUUAAUCACUA
Molecule: messenger RNA, 3341 nt
Organism: Electrophorus electricus (electric eel)
Lineage: Eukaryota; Metazoa; Chordata; Actinopteri; Gymnotiformes; Gymnotidae
Gene: srfbp1
Product: serum response factor binding protein 1
Biological process (GO): maturation of SSU-rRNA
Cellular component (GO): 90S preribosome; nucleus
Source: RefSeq, a predicted model, not a curated record